GCGCGCCUAACCAGUCCGUAAGCGGCACCUAGAGUCCGAGGCCCGCGCCCUUUAGUUGUACGUUCCUGUCGCGCGCUCUCCCCGGAAGUGUUCAAAACCUCCACCAGAGAAUCAACCUUGGUCCUUGGUCGCACCGUGGACUCAGGGCGACCAUCUCCGAUACUGAGUGAAUCCUUGGCACAGGAAAGUCAAAGAGGAGAAAACUGGGGUUCCUGAUAAAGGAGAGUGUACCAAAAGCAAUACGGAGUGGUCCUGUUGCUAGCUGGAGAAAGGGUAACCCCAUCUUGUAGGUGAGGAUGAAGUCCUCGCUGGUGCUGCUUCUGGUAGCAGCAUUUGCGCUUGCCGAGGGCGUAUCGCGUGUCAAGCGUCAGGAAGACAGUACAAAGAAGGAGGAGAGCUUUGAGAGCGAGAUCUGCAAGGACAAGGACGCCGGAGAAUGGUUUCGUCUUGUAGCCGGUGAGGGUGACAACUGUAGGGACGUCAUCCAAUGCACCAGCUCAGGUCUGCAAGCCAUCCGAUGUCCUGCUGGUCUUUAUUUCGAUAUUGAGAAGCAGACCUGCGACUGGAAAGAUGCCGUCGACAAUUGUAAACUGAAGAACAAGGAGCGCAAGGCCAAGCCACUCCUUUACACCGAUGAGCCUCUCUGUCAGGAUGGCUUCCUUGCCUGCGGUGAUGGGAACUGCAUCGAGCGCGGCCUUUUCUGCAAUGGCGAGAAGGACUGUGGUGACGGAUCUGAUGAAAACACUUGUGACAUGGACAAUGAUCCCAACAGAGCUCCUCCCUGCGACCCAGUAGUCUGCGUUCUGCCUGACUGUUUCUGCUCUGAAGAUGGUACCACGGUACCCGGUGACUUGCCAUCCAAGGACGUUCCUCAGAUGAUUACCAUAACCUUUGACGAUGCUAUCAACAACAAUAACAUUAAUCUCUACAAGGAAAUGUUCAAUGGAAAGCGCAAAAAUCCUAACGGUUGUGACAUCAAGGCCACCUUCUUCGUGUCCCACAAGUACACGAAUUAUUCAGCCGUCCAGGAAAUGCACCGCAAGGGUCACGAGAUAGCCGUGCACUCAAUCUCGCAUAAUGAUGACGAACGCUUCUGGUCUGAUGCUACGGUCGAUGACUGGGCCAAAGAAAUGGCCGGCAUGAGAAUCAUCGCCGAGAAGUAUGCCAACCUGACUGAUAACAGUGUCGUGGGUGUCCGUGCUCCUUAUCUUCGAGUCGGUGGUAACAAUCAGUUCACCAUGAUGGAGGAACAAGCCUUCCUCUACGAUUCCACCAUCACUGCCGCCCUGAGCAAUCCACCCCUAUGGCCGUACACCAUGUACUUCAGGAUGCCACACCGUUGUCACGGUAACCUGCAACAUUGCCCAACCAGAUCCCACGCCGUUUGGGAGAUGGUAAUGAACGAGCUUGACAGAAGAGAGGAUCCCCAGAACGACGAAUAUCUACCAGGUUGCGCUAUGGUCGACUCCUGCAGCAACAUCCUAACAGGUGACCAAUUCUACAACUUCCUGAACCACAACUUCGACCGCCAUUACGAGCAGAAUCGCGCCCCUCUUGGCCUCUACUUCCACGCCGCAUGGCUUAAGAACAAUCCCGAGUUCCUGGACGCAUUCCUCUACUGGAUCGACGAGGUCCUGUCGAAUCACAACGACGUCUACUUCGUGACGAUGACUCAGGUCAUCCAGUGGAUCCAAAAUCCACGCACCGUAACCGAAUCAAAGAACUUCGAGCCCUGGAGGGAGAAGUGCGUCGUCGACGGACCCCCAGCAUGUUGGGUUCCGCACAGCUGCAAGCUUACUUCGAAAGAGGUUCCCGGGGAGACGAUUAAUCUCCAGACCUGUGUCCGUUGUCCCAACAAUUACCCAUGGGUCAAUGAUCCCACCGGAGAUGGCUUCUUCUAGGCCCUUAAUACAUCUGACCAAGUCACCCUCCACCCUCCUUACUUCGAAAUGAAAUCAUCUAAGAUAAAAAAACAUCAUAUACAUAAAGUCAUCCUCGUCGACUUCCCUUUUAACGUCCAACGUGACUCGCGUGGCCUAUCUCAUAAAUUUAUAUCGCACGAGUACCGAAGUGACUAGUACCUGAAGUACCACUCAACUGCGCACUGCCAUAAUUAUCCAGACCCUAAUAAUAUAUUCAAUCCGGCCACGUAGAUGACUAUCAUUGGAAUUCCUUAGUUCCAAUGCAUCGCCAUUGAAAGCCUGAUUCGUUUAUGGCCCGUACGGUGCGCCAUCGACCUCUUGACACAUGGAAAACCAAUUCCAGAACCGACUCGACUUUCGAGUGGCUCUUUAUGUAUUUGAAAGUGAACCAACCACGUAUGUACAGUUGUUCGUCAACGAUGGCCUUGGAGUGGGGAUGCAGACCGAUCGGUGCUUGGCAAUGAUUCCCACUCCUAGGUAUCGUUCACGCUCCAUUGUACCAAUACGCUCAAUACGAUCACAUGCACAUUUCUGCAACGUAUGAAAAUACGCAGAUGCGUGACCAGUGUGAGCAACGUAUGAGCACACACGAGGAAAGUUAUAUGCUAUUACACUUUCAAUAUACACACGCACGUGGGAUUUAUCAGAGUGAUGGUAUAGAGAGGAGAAAUUUAUAACAAAAUAUAUAUAUAUACAUAUACAUAUAUACAAACGUACAUCCAUACACGUACACAUCCACACACGCACUUACAUAUUACCCUAUCACUGAGGAUGAUGACGAUUGGCUGUGAACGGCUACCAAGUGUAUAUGCUAUUUUUUUAUUCUCCACGUCUUAGGUGCUUUCAUUUGAAAUCAAAGUGACUUAAGCACAUACACGUUUAUACUUAAACGCGCGAGAUGGCGGACUUCGCGCGGCGGAGAAGUCUGCAAGUGAGACUCGACAUGUAAUAUAGACACGACUCCCUUUAUGUUCCUGUUACUCCUUUCUAUACCAUCCUUAUUAUAUUCCUUCUUCACAUGACGAUGAUGCAAUGGAGCACGUGUGAUAUACUUAUUCCUUAAUUCCUUGUUUUCCCUGUAUCCAUCAUCCUUUCAUUCUUCUUGCCUCUUCACCUGUGUAUUGUUCCCUUCAGCAACCGCCAAAACUCCCCGGAACACCCUUUUUUUUUUAAGGGUUGACCAACCAAA
Molecule: messenger RNA, 3111 nt
Organism: Cephus cinctus (wheat stem sawfly)
Lineage: Eukaryota; Metazoa; Arthropoda; Insecta; Hymenoptera; Cephidae
Gene: serp
Exons: 5
Coding region: 297-1901 (534 amino acids)
Biological process (GO): carbohydrate metabolic process
Cellular component (GO): extracellular region
Molecular function (GO): protein binding; chitin binding; hydrolase activity, acting on carbon-nitrogen (but not peptide) bonds
Source: RefSeq, a predicted model, not a curated record